CCCGAAAGGAAGCGCAGGAAAAGGAAGCCCAGCAGAAAGCCGCGGACGAGGAAGCAAAGCAAAGAAAAGCCAACACACCAAAAGCGGGCGAGUUCACGGACACAAAGGAAGCCCAGACACCGGCGAAUAGCGCUCACGAGGUGGGGACGAAGCCGCCAAGCUUUGGGAUGGACCUGCAACCGGGUGAGGCGGGUGCAACUACGCCUGCAAAAGCUGGAUCGACGAGCCCGCGGGGGGGUUUGCAACAGAAAGAAUCGGAUAAGAACAACCCACCUGUUCAGGGUAGCGAUUGUGAUGAAGAUUCCGACGGCAGCACGGCCUCCGGCCCAGCCAGCGAACUCGCAGUUGAGAGUUCAUGCGCCAGCAGUGAUGACGAAGAAUUGUGUCGCCGAACCCUCGCCUCCCGCCGCAACGCGAAUUUGCGCUGCACCUACACCAGCC
Molecule: messenger RNA, 441 nt
Organism: Amoebophrya sp. A120
Lineage: Eukaryota; Dinophyceae; Syndiniales; Amoebophryaceae
Source: the annotation of a GenBank genome assembly